CUUGAUCACCGUACACAUUUGUUGUGGCUUAGUUAAUCCUCAGAUGGCAGUGGAAAAUAUCAAAGUCCACGAAGAGUCCAACGUUGCCCCUCCACCAUCAUCAACACAAUCACUAUCCCUCCCUUUCACUUUGUAUGACACUUUGUUCCUCAGGUUCCCUUCCAUUGACUGGAUCUUCUUCUAUUCCCUCAAUGCUCAACAAUCAGAACCUUCUUUCUUCUAUGCCAAUGUGAUUCCAAAGCUCAAAGCCUCUCUCUCUCACACCCUCCAACACUACCCUCCUCUCGCUGGCAACAUUCUUUGGCCUUCUGAUUCCACAAUUCCAAUCAUCAGUUACACCCCUGGUGAUGCCGUUUCCGUCGUUGUUGCUGAGUCCAAUGCUGAAUUCAACCACUUCAUAGAUUACUCAGUGCCCCAUGAAGCAACAGAGUCUCGUUUUUUAGUACCCCACUUGGAAUCCUCGGAUUCUCGUGCUUCUGCCCUAGCUCUUCAGAUCACUCUUUUCCCCAACAAAGGCUUCAGCAUUGGCAUCAGCAUCCACCAUGCUGCUGUUGAUGGAAGAUCUUCCACCAUGUUCAUCAAGGCUUGGGCUUCUCUGUGCCAACAAAUUAUUAUGAACGAUGAAACAACAUCACAAAGUGUGGUGGUGCCAUCUUUGGUGCCGGAGUUGGAGCCUUCCUUUGACAGAACACUCAUCAAAGACCCGGGAAAUUGGAACCGCUUCUUGUUAGCAAAAUGGUGCCCUAAUAUUGCUAAUGGAAACAGUGAUGGUGAUGAUAAUGGGAAGCGAACCGUGAAGAUUCUACCUUCCCCACCAAGACUCAAGGAAGCGUUUUCAGCCACGUCAGUGAUUAAACCAACAAUUGAGGAAGCAGUUAGAGCCACGUUUGUUCUCACACGAGAGGAUUUGGAGAAGAUAAAGAAAAGGGUCUUCUCCAAGUGGGACCAAGUGAAAGACCCAGAACCAGAACCAGAAUCAGAAUCAGAAUCAAAAUCAACGGUUAAUUCUUCUUCAAAGCCACCAACUUUAUCAUCCUUUGUUCUUGCAUGUGCAUAUUCUGUUGUGUGUAUUGCAAAAGCGGUUCACGGGGUUGAAAAGGAGAAGCAAAAGUUUGGUUUCUGGUUCCCGGUGGAUUAUAGGGCUAGGUUAGAGCCUCCAAUCCCUGAUACCUAUUUUGGAAACUGUGUGUGGAGCCACUUGGUGGAUGCAGAACCCUUGGACUUCAUAAAGGAAGAAGGGCUCGUCCUUGUUGCAAAAAGCAUUAACAGAAAAGUGAAGACCUUACACAAGGAAGAAGUUUUCGGUAAAUCGUCUUCUCGGUUCAUGGCUUUGGCUAAAGAAGGAGCUGAAAUGUUGGGAGUGUCGAUGUCUAACAAAUUUAUGGUUUAUGAGACUGAUUUUGGUUGGGGGAAGCCUGCUAAGGUGGACAUUAUAAAUUUGGAUAGGGCUUCGAAUUUGACCAUGGGGUUGUUGGACAGCAAGGAUGGGGAUGGAGGUGUUGAAGUGGGGCUCGUUAUGCAUCAGAAGGUGAUGGAUCUCUUUGGUACUAUUUUUCAUGGAGGACUGAAAGAUGAGUGAUGGAUUCGGAGCUCUUGUUUGUUAAUUAAUUCACCUGAGAUGUGAAACAUUGCAUCUGAGUUCGGUUUAUUUAAGUUAUAAAUGCUUUUGAAGGCUUCUUUGUCGAAAAUAGAGAGUUUUUCUGGUAGAAAAGCUUUUAAAAAACUCCAAGAGGAAGGUUGUGAGUUUCUAUUUCCUGUUUAAGGGGGAAUUGUUCUUUCUUUUGUGACUGUAUUUAAAGGUUUUUGUUUACAUUAAUUUUGUCCUUUUAGUAUUGUAAUUGUAGAGUCAUGUGUAGUAUAAUAAUUAUGAGUUGCUCUAUUAUAAUAAAUAGAGUACCAACUCACGUAGCUUGUGUACGUGUUAAAAUAAUAUAUUCAACCUCCUCUGUUUUGAAGUC
Glycine soja is the source of this 1958-nucleotide messenger RNA. Its product is annotated as phenolic glucoside malonyltransferase 1-like. The coding region runs from base 44 to 1579 and encodes 511 amino acids. The record is from RefSeq and is a predicted model, not a curated record. The transcript has a single exon. NCBI's taxonomy places the organism in Eukaryota, Viridiplantae, Streptophyta, Magnoliopsida, Fabales, Fabaceae.